This is a messenger RNA of Peronospora matthiolae, 342 nucleotides long. Lineage: Eukaryota; Oomycota; Peronosporomycetes; Peronosporales; Peronosporaceae. The record is from the annotation of a GenBank genome assembly.
AUGGACUUGGGUAGUGCUGUGACUGGCAACGCGACGUCUCCGCGCGUCAACAAGAAGAGCAUGGGCGCUUAUGUAGGCCACACGGUCGCUCUCGUAGGUGCCAUUGAAAGCCACUCGCCCACUGCCGUUGUCCUGCGCACAUCAGAUGGAGGCAUUGUGAACGUGACACCGCAGCCAGGUAGUGACUAUGGCAGUAAAGUGGUGGAAGUGAUUGGCCGCGUCGUGGACUCGCAGACCAUUCAGGAGUUCAAGACGACGCUCUUCGGUGAUACCUUUGACCUGGACGUCUACGAUCAAUUCGUGGGGCUUGCACAGACCAAGUACAAGCAUUUAUUCGAGUAG